Messenger RNA from Lipotes vexillifer (Yangtze River dolphin), 1948 nucleotides. RefSeq names its product torsin 1A interacting protein 1 (gene TOR1AIP1). Lineage: Eukaryota; Metazoa; Chordata; Mammalia; Artiodactyla; Lipotidae. Gene Ontology annotation, biological process: nuclear membrane organization. The record is from RefSeq and is a predicted model, not a curated record. Gene Ontology annotation, cellular component: nuclear membrane. Gene Ontology annotation, molecular function: ATPase activator activity. The transcript has 10 exons. Bases 1 to 1761 code for a protein of 586 amino acids.
AUGGCAGGCGAGGGGUGGCGGGCGGAGCCGGAGAGGGAAGGAUGGGGGCUGUACGUCACGCCCAGGGCUCCGCUACGGGAGGCGAGGCCCCGGCUCGCCCCUCAAAAUGGCGGCGGCAGUGACGCGCCUGCGUAUGGAACUCCUACGCCGUCGCGCCACGGCCGGCGGGAAGUGAGGUUCUCAGAAGAGCCGCCCGAAGUGUACGGCGACUUCGAGCCCCGGGCGGCCAAAGAAAAGGCCCCGGUGGGAAGACAAAUUCCGCUAGAAGAGUUCCGGCCCGAUUCGGCGAAAGAGGAAGUGAGGGAACGCUCCUAUUACCUUCGGUCUCGGCAGCGGAGGCAGCCGCGACUCCCGGAAGCCGAGAUGAAGACGCGAAGGGCUACUCGCCUCCAGCAGCAGCAGCAGCAGCACUCACAGCCGCCUCCGCUGCAGCCGUCUCCGGUUACGACCCGGAGAGGAUUACGGGAAUCCCAUUCACCCGAAGAGGAUGAACCACCUUCACAAACUGUUUUAAGCCCAACCGUCUCAAAGAAAACUAUCAGGAGAACACAGACUCCAGUGGUGAGUAAAGAUCCUGUAAUGGGCCUGUGUAGACCCCCUCUAAGAAGCUCAAGAUUUGAAGCCACCAGUGCCCAACAGAAGGUCAAUUUCUCGGAAGAAGGGGAAACGGAGGAAAAUGAUCAAGACAGCUCUGACAGUGAUGUUACGGUUGUUAAGGUCAGAUCCGGGGAUUCUGUUGAGUCCGGAGACCAAACCACCAGAUCAUCAAGUCAAUAUCCAGAAUCACUUUGGCAGUCAUCACAAAGUCGAGACUUCACAGCUUUUGAUAAGCAACCAUUAGUGCUAAGCUCGGGAUAUCAAAAAAAUCCUCAGGAAUGGGUUGAACAAACCACAAGAAUGAGGACUAGGAUGCAAAAUGACGGUGUUCAGAAAUCAGAGCUUGGAAACCAAUCUCCAUCAACCUCCAGCCAACAAGUGACUGGACAACCCAAAAGUGCAUCUUUUGUCAAGGUGAAGUGGUUGUGGCCCCCUGUUCUGAUAGCUGCUCUUCUCAUUGGGUGUUUUUGGUACACUCGUACUCCUGAAGCAGAAACCACUGCUGUUCAAGAGUUCCAGAACCAGAUGAAGCAACUUAUGAAUAAGUACCAAGGUCAAGAUGAGAAUCUGUGGAAAAGGAGCCUAACAUUCCUGAAGAAACAUCUUAAUAGCUCCCACCCUCGGCCUCAGCCUGCUAUCUUGCUGCUCACUGCUGCCCAAGAUGCUGAAGAAGCACUCAAGUGUCUGAGUGAACAAAUUGCUGAUGCCUAUUCUUCCUUCCGAAGUGUUCCUGCAAUCCGGAUUGAUGGGACGGGCAAAGCAACUCAAGACAGUGAUGUCGUCAAAAAAGAGGUAGAUGAGAAACUGAGCAACGGAUUCCAAAAUGGCCAGAAUGCAGCUGUGGUCCACCGCUUUGAGUCACUGCCUGCAGGCUCUACUUUGAUCUUCUAUAAGUAUUGUGAUCAUGAAAAUGCAGCCUUCAAAGAUGUAGCCUUAGUCCUAACUGUCUUGUUAGAGGAGGAGACACUUGGAACCAGUCUAGGCCUAAAGGAAAUUGAAGAAAAAGUGAGGGAUUUCCUCAAAGUCAAGUUCACCAACUCUGAUACACCCAACUCCUACAAACAUAUGGACUCAGACAAAUUGAGUGGGCUCUGGAGCCGUAUUUCUCACUUAGUCCUGCCAGUACAACCUGAAAAUCACCUGAAAAGGGGCAUCUGCUCAUAAGAGGAGACAGAAGAGAAAAUCAUGUCUCAAGUUCUGAGAAUUUUUCAAACUUUCUAACCAUAGACAGGAUCCAGAGCUCUUUUUGAAAGAACUGGUUUCUUUUUAAAGGAGGUUAAGUUCUUAGGUAAACAUGGAAUAUCUAAAUCGUUUAUUCAACCUAAUUAUCUGUUUUUUGAGAGAAUCGUUU